Guyanagaster necrorhizus is the source of this 2136-nucleotide messenger RNA. RefSeq lists its product as uncharacterized. Gene Ontology annotation, biological process: carbohydrate metabolic process. The coding region runs from base 131 to 1771 and encodes 546 amino acids. Lineage: Eukaryota; Fungi; Basidiomycota; Agaricomycetes; Agaricales; Physalacriaceae. The transcript has 24 exons. The record is from RefSeq and is a predicted model, not a curated record.
GCUCUAACGCAUGGUAUCGAUGUCGUGAUCCUCUGGCCUGUGGUGGUGACAACGGCCCGCUCGGAUCGUUCGGCUUCUGUAACUUUCAGUGCACGAGUUAAGACUAACUUUAUACUUAACCAUCGUCGUGAUGCACGCCUUCAACGCCUUUGGUACCUUGGCUUUAAUUGCAUGCGCUUCUUGCAGUCUGGUCCCAAAGAAGUUCCUGACGCUCUCUAUGGGUGAGAUUAGGCCUACGGGGUGGCUUUAUGACCAGCUCGUUGUCCAAACAAAUGGCGUUGCUGGGCAUAUGCAUGAAUUCUACGAUCUAGUCUCAAAAACCGACUGGGUCGGAGGCGAUUCUUAUUACUCAUACUUGGAGGAGGCGGGCAGUUAUUGGUUCAAUGCAAUGGUUCCAAAUGGCAUCCUUGUCAACCAUACCAUUAUCAUGAAUAAGACUCAAGAGUUCCUCGAUUAUGUCCUGGACCAUCAGGACGAGACUGGAUGGCUAGGCCCCGAGGUAGGAACGAACAAGCCACGUUUCUUGUGGGGAAGGUAUCCAUUCUUUUUCGGCGCGAUCCAAAUGGUCGAGUACAACCCUGCACUGACUGGACGCGUCGAAGGAAAAGGUGUGGACAAAUGGGCACAGACGCGCUGGGAAGAUUUUGUCAUUGUAUUGCAGUGGCUGCAUGACUACCAUCCACAUGGACAGGAGGAUCUUCUCGUGGACACAAUGGUGAGACUCAAAUGGAGCGGUGUUCCAUGGGAGAAGGUGUUUUCUGAAGAGUACUUCCCUACGGUGGCGGUGGAGACGCUUGAAAACCCGUUUGGCCUUGAACUUUCGUGGCAUGGUGUGAACAUAGCAGAAGGCAUGAAGGCUCUGCCCUCUACGUAUCGGUUCACGCACAAUGCGUCGGAUCUACAAGCAGCAAGCGACGGGUGGGAUUUGAUGUUCCGCUAUCACGGAAGACCGUCUGGUGCAUAUGCUGCAGACGAAAUGCUUGCGGGAUUGGAAGCAGUUCGGGGGACUGAGCUAUGCUUAGUCGUGGAACUAAUGUUCUCGGGUGCCUACCUCUAUCAAGUCUCAGGAGACCCAAAGUAUGCAGAUCGGGUCGAAAGGGUGGCUUAUAACGCGCUGCCUGCAACGAUAACUGCAAAUAUGUGGGGGAGACAAUAUCUAGCGCAAUCAAAUCAGAUAGCCGCGAAGAAUAUGACACCGAAUCCAUUCCCAGAAGAUGGGCCUGAAUCAAACAUCUUCGGUCUAGAGCCCAAUUAUCCAUGCUGUACCGUCAAUUUCCCUCAGGGCUGGCCAAAGUACAUCACCAAUGCAUUUUUGGCAACUGGAGAUGGCGAGUCCCUAGUUCAUCUCUUCCUUGGUCCUUUCAGCACGUCCACUGUCCUGGCAAAGGAUAAUGCAGUAUCUGUUGAGGUGGACACCCAAUAUCCGUUCAGUGAUACACUCAGAACGACUAUUACGGCGACGAAAACCUUUACUUACUUCGUUCGUAUCCCGAAUUGGGUUACUGGCGGAACGAUUUCGCCCGUCGAUAUUGGUCCAGGGACCACUGAAUUCGUGCUAGAACUUCCUGCAGAUGUUACCACCGAGGUCAGACCCCACGGAUCCGUAGCGGUUCACAGAGGACCUCUGAAUUAUGCCUUUGAUAGUACGUUGACCGCCUCGUUCUACAGUCGCUUCGCUGACGCAGUUCUCUUGUUUCCUUUCAGUCAGACGUUCAGAGACAGUUCUCAAGACCGAUCCACGUCAAAGCCUUGCUGUGGAUCUCCAAUAUGACGCUAUGGAGGACUGGGAAUUUGCCAUCGAUCCUUCGACGUUGAAGUUCCAUCAGCGUCGCGUCUCUAAUUUGCCUUCGCCAGUUUGGGAUUACGGGCUGUCUCCAGUAACGAUCACUGCAACGGCUUGUCUCAUCGAUUGGCCUGUAGAUGGCGAUAUGUUUGCUGCCAGUCCGCCGGAAAAUCCGGACUGUGUUGGACCUGAGAGGGUAAUUGAGCUCUCUCCGUUUGGGGUGACAAAGCUGCGUAUUAGUGAAUUUCCGGUCUUUGAGUCAAAGGAUGGGGAUGAUAUGUAUUUGGAGCAGAUUCCUAUGCGCGGUAGGAGACUAUGAUGUCAAGCAUAAUGAAAACAGAAUCAUAGACACA